AAUAUGCUUUGGAGAAAAGUAGCGGUAUCUGAUUCUUCUUCCACAUAAUAAUAUAGAUAUAGACGCCAUUUCCAAAACCAAACCAAACCCAAAAGCUCCAGUUGUGAACAUAUCAGCACACUAGCCUCGUCACCUCUGUUUUCAUCAUCUAGCCAAGUACCACACUUUCACCCUCUUCAUCCAUCCGUCUCUUUCCUUUCUGUCUAAAACCCUCCAUUGGAGACCUUCUUCUCCAAUCACCAUUCAACACCCAUUUCAUCAACACCCAAUAGAUCGCUUUUACUACCCUCAAACUUAGCACUAACCUUCCCACUUCAGAUCUGACACAAUCCCAUUUCCCCCAAUUCAGCGUUGGACAUUUGUUAAUUCUCUUUUCAUUUUACGUAUGCUUUCUGAAUUUGAUUCAUAAUUUGAUAGCGGAUUCCCUAAUCAGGCAUAGUAGUACAAUCGAUCUGGAAAAAAGCUAGCUCAUUUAUGUGGGUAGUGUGAGGAAUUCUGAGUAUACAGGUUUCUACAAUGUCAUUGCCGCCAGGAAAUACUGUAUCAGACAAAAUGCAGUAUCCAAUUGGCGCUGGAGGAGGAGGAGGAGGUGUUGUUGCGAACAACAAUGGGGGAGCUGAAAUCCUUAACCUAGCGCAUCAACGGCAAUGGUUUCCAGAUGAAAGAGAUGGGUUUAUCUCGUGGCUGAGAAGUGAGUUUGCGGCUGCCAAUGCGAUGAUAGACAGUUUAUGUCAGCAUAUGAAGUCUGUUGGUGAGCCAGGCGAGUAUGAUGCUGUUAUGGGAUUUAUACAGCAAAGGAGGUGUAAUUGGAACACAGUUCUUCAUAUGCAGCAAUAUUUCUCUAUUGCCGAAGUUGUAUACUCUUUGCAGCAGGUGGCUUGGAGGAGACAACAGCGGUUUUCUGAACCAGUUAGGAGAAAUGGUAAAGAUUUCAGGAGAGGUGGUGGUGGUGCUGGUUCAAGGCAAGGACAAAGAGGUGGCGAUUUUGUUAAGGGAAAUCAAAACUACAAUGGUGAGUACCACAGUUAUGAUGGAAAUGGAACGGGUAAUUCCGAUGUUUUGGAGAAAGUUGGUGAAAUUGCUGAGAAAGGAGAAGAAGUUGCAAAUUUAGACGAGAAGAGUGUUGUAUUAUCUGAUGAUAAGAAAGUUGUGGUAAAAACUCAAGAAGUAGAGAGCUUUAUUGAGGGUUCAAAGAACUCAAAAGGAACCAGUUCUGGUACUUCUGAACAAGAAACUGAGCAACAAGAUCAUGGUUCUUCUGUAGACAAUGAAGGGCAUUGUGAUGUGGUUUCUCAAAAUGAUGUCCAAAAUAGAUCAGAUUCUCAUGGGAAGCAAAACCAUGAUAUUGUUCCAAGAACAUUUGUUGCUACAGAGCUGCUUGACGGGAAAAUGGUUAAUAUGAUGGAAGGAAUGAAAUUAUAUGGAGAACUGCUCAAUGCCACUGAAGUCUCAAAAAUUGGGUCAUUAAUUAGUGAUAUGAGAGCUGCAGGAAAGAAGGGACAGUUUCAAGGGCAGACAUAUGUUGCCAUGAGGAGGCCAAUGAAAGGCCAUGGGAGGGAGAUGAUUCAAUUAGGCCUUCCUAUUGCCGAUGCACCUUUUGAAGAUGAGAAUGUCUCUGGGAACUCUGCAAAAGAUUCGAGAGUGGAAUCUAUACCCGAGUUACUUCAAGAUGUAAUUGAUCGCUUAGUCGAUAUGCAAAUCACGUCUGUCAAGGCAGACUCUUGCAUUAUUGAUAUCUUUAACGAGGGAGAUUACUCACAACCACAUAUGUGGCCAUCUUGGUAUGGAAGACCAAUCUGUCUACUCUUUCUGACCGAAUGCGAUAUGAGCUUUGGGAGAAUGAUCACAAUUGACCAUCCUGGCGAUUUCCGAGGCACUUUCCGACAAACUUUCACUCCCGGAUCACUCCUUUCGAUGCAAGGAAGAUCAGCAGAUACUGCCAGACACGCCAUGUCAUCAACACGCAGACAACGAAUACUCGUCACCUUUGUCAAAUCGCAACCUAGGAAAUCAACUGGCGACAUCCAUCACUGGGGCCCACCGCCUAGUCGUUCACCUAAUCUUCUUCCUUCUAUUCGUCAGAAGCAUUAUAUGCCUGGUCCUGCAACAGGGGUUCUUCCUGUCCCACUCAACCGCCCUCCAAAUGGGAUCCCACCCAUUUUCGUGACUCCAGUCACCCCCACCAUACCUUUUCCGGCGACAGUUGCUGUAUCUCCUAUCUCAGCUGUAUGGCCGCCGCCAUCUUCUUCUCCAAGGCAUCAUCCACCUUCCCCUCAUCCUCAUUUGACACCUGUCCCCGGAACUGGAGUUUUCCUUCCUCCCCCAGGCUCCGGUAGUAAUAGUAAUUCCUCAACUGAAAAAGAAAAAGAAAAAGAAAAGGAAAAUGGCGGCAACAACACUACUAACUCUCCUAAAGGAAAAGCGGUUGGAGUUGAAGGCGAGACAAACGAGGUGGUACCCGUCUAGAGACAACGAGAGAUUUAUACAGAGACAGAGGAAGAGCUUGAAGAAUGUAAAGCGCGGCAAAAGAAAUGGAGAGUUGAGCACAAUAGCAGUUAGCAGCAGCAAUCAGAAGGUGGUUUAGUAGUAGUAGUAAUAGUAGUUAUUGAUGACUUCCACUUCUUUUAAGAGUUCCACUUUCUGUUUUCUGUUUCAAGUACUAGUAUUCCAAAACUUGAUAUUAUUAUUACUGCUACAAUUAUUACCACCUAAUAUUUACACUCCUCAUCUAUCACAAUUUCACACUACUAGUUUUAUCUUUA
Impatiens glandulifera is the source of this 2762-nucleotide messenger RNA. Its product is annotated as RNA demethylase ALKBH10B. Lineage: Eukaryota; Viridiplantae; Streptophyta; Magnoliopsida; Ericales; Balsaminaceae. The record is from RefSeq and is a predicted model, not a curated record. Gene Ontology annotation, biological process: mRNA catabolic process. The coding region runs from base 517 to 2466 and encodes 649 amino acids. The transcript is spliced from 9 exons. Gene Ontology annotation, molecular function: mRNA binding; demethylase activity.